GAAUUCUAGCCUUGGUGCAGAAAACCUAUUUUUAUUGUUAGACCUAAUUUGUUAAUAGGCCCAAAAAAGAAUCCUAUUAUUGGUAUUGUUACAUAACGCUGGAAUUUAAAAUGAAAGUAACGUUGGAUUCAUAAGCAAUCAAAGAGUCUGUCUUUGGCAUUGUUGGUGUAAGAAACGCAGGGUUGGGUGAUAAGUGUGAAGAACAAAAUGUCGCAGCCAAGAAGUUCACCCGAUAGGUUGGAGUUGCAAACUCCAUGGAAGCGGCUCACAGUUGAGAGGAUACUGAGUGGGUCACAGGAGAAUGAUGAUGUUAUGGAGGAAUGGAAGAAACAACAUCAAAGAUUGAAUCGUGUCGACGAUGCCGGUAAAGUUUCUGUAGAGGCUGCCAGGAUUGUUGAAAAUAAAGGGGAUGAUGGAGAUGGAAUUGAAUACAUAAUGAUAUCUUCUGAUAGUGAGAGGGAAAUGAGUCCUGUACAGGAAGAGUUCGAAGAAGCGUACUGGACACGUGAAGUUCAUGAUGUAAAGAAGUUUUGCUCAAAUGUUAUGUAUAUUCCUGCAGAAAUAGUAGAGAAAUGUGGGCUUGCUGGAAUGUCAGAGAUUACCCUCAAUGAUGUGGACAACGGGUACCCAUAUGAGUGCAAUAUGAAGAAGAGGCCAAAAAAAAAUGAAACAUAUUUGUAUGGAGAAUGGUUUGACUAUGUAAGGGCAGCGGAACUGAAAGUAGGCGAUAAAGUGCACUUUGUGAUUUAUUACCCGCCAGUGUUAGAUAUUAUGGUAACAGUGGAGCGCAGUGGUGAUCGUUGAUAGAGCUGUUGGUUAGGCAAUGUUUGUGGUGGAUGUAUAGGGCCGUUUUUUAGCAGUUUGGUUUGUAUGGGAUUUAUGGUUUUGUUUUUUUUUGUAAUGGUGGAUGUGAACCAAGAUUAACAAU
This is a messenger RNA of Vicia villosa (hairy vetch), 928 nucleotides long. RefSeq lists its product as uncharacterized. Lineage: Eukaryota; Viridiplantae; Streptophyta; Magnoliopsida; Fabales; Fabaceae. The record is from RefSeq and is a predicted model, not a curated record. The coding region runs from base 208 to 804 and encodes 198 amino acids. Gene Ontology annotation, molecular function: DNA binding. The transcript has 5 exons.